UAACUGAAUUUAUCGGCGACAUAUACAAAUAUCUUAACGAACGAGCAAACGACGAAUAUAAAAAAAGAUUAUAUUUUAAUUACAUUUAAAAGUGCAAUUUAAAUGUAAGAAUGCCGCGCGAUGAAUUGAAAACGCAGCUACGCGGCACACGGCUAGAGGUGAAAGCGGCUGCCAAGACCAUUUAUGCACAAUUUGAACAAAUAAGAAAUGGCGGGACGUCAAGCGUCGCUUUGCAUACGCUCAAAUACGAAUUAAAUAUAUUACGACAUUUGUGCUGUGCGCUGCAAGAGAAUUUUCAUCAGCAUGCGGACAUCUAUUGCGACAUUGCGGCCAGCAUGCUGCCACAUGUGUCGCCACAAGAGGCACAGCCUGAUUACUGGACCAAUCAUCUGAUCAGCCUGCAAUAUAUACAUCAUUCACUCUGCAGAGAGCAAACUGUGAAGCAGUGUCAAAGAUUCUAUGCACUGAUCAAUGCUCAGCGCUGUCAAAUGCAAAACAGAACGGAGUAUAAAUAUUAUAUGGGCAUUCAUGUCAAGCAUUUAUAUUACUUUGGGCAUCAAAUGGGCAGGCAAACGGAUCCUAAGAUAAGAAAUCAACUCAGCGAAGCUCUACAGGCACUGGGCAAGCUGAUGCAGCAAAUGCUUCAGCUGCAGCGGGCGCAGCAAACGGAUGGAUACAGCGAAGUAAUUGUGGAAUUGAAUCAGCUCUUGGGCAAGCGCAGCAUUGGCUACAUCAAAAUUCUGGCCAGUCUUCCUGUGGCUGAUUUUAACAGCAUGUGCGAGCCACUUUGCCAGCUCAUAGCCUGUAAUAUUGGCAGCUCAAAGCAAUUAAAUGCCCAGUUUCCAGAGUAUUUGAGUGCGCUGCUCGCUCUUCUCUAUCUGGACGACAGCGCGUGGCAACUGGAUGAACAGCGGCAGGCUCAGCCUUGGGCGUUGCAGCUGCUGCGUGGCUGCCGUGAGCUGUACAAAGCUGAAACCAAUCAGAAUUAUGCGCUCUCUUUGCUUUACUACUACCUCAAGCUCCUAAACACACGUCAAUCCUCGCCAGCUGCGGACGUGAAGCGUCCCUACAUCGAUCUGGUCAAGAAAUUCGUGAACUUCUUCGAGCAGAAGGCGUUGCCAUAUGCCGACGAGCAUUGGUACGUGGACUUUCUGUUGGUAUUCGUGCGCCUGCAGAAACAACUGCAUCAAGUUGAUCAGAAACUGCCCUCGUUCGACAAUUUCUGGCAUUGCUUGGACAGCUCGGAGGCGUAUGCCGCUCACUUUGAGCUGCUGCAGUGCCUCAUUAACAUGAUCAUGAAGUUGACUGGCAGCAACAGCAGCUCCUUGGCUCCCAGCUGCAGCAGCAACGAUGCCAGCUGCCAGAGCCUGCGCAAACAUUGCGUCUUUAGCCUGGGCUGCUGUGCCACCUUUGCCUACAGCAACUGGCAGUCACAGGCAACGCUGCCAAAGCUCUCUCAGCAGUGUUUGGCCGGCAUUAUACACUAUGCAAUCGAUGUGGCCAAGGUGACCAAAUGUCUGACGCCCAACAACAGUGAGUUGGUCUUCUUUGCCUGGCACUUGAUUAACAUAGCGGAGAAGGUUAAUUCAUCUGAACAGAUGUGCCUGCUGGAGCUGUUGCUGAACCCAUUGCAGCAGCUGCGACCGCUCUUAAGUCCGCCAUACGCAAAGCAGUUAAUACGUCGCAUCUAUAAGUCCAGCGCCCACUGCUCCCAUCCGGAGCUGGCAGCGCGGCUGCACUGCGCCUACAUCACUAGCUUAAACUGUCCCUCGCGACAAUUUCAACAGCUGUGCAUCUACUAUCGCACUUCGAAAAAUGAGACAGAUCAAUGUCUGCUUGAGCUGCAUGCGAAGGGCACGCUGUGCAAUCCUUUGGAGCCCGAUGAGCGGCGACAACUACUUGAAAUGGACAUCUUAGCGGUGCUGGCUAAUAAGAAGACGCCGCAGCUGUUGCAGUCGCUGCUGCGGCACUGCCAAACAGAUUACCAAAAGAUGCUCAUCUCUCGGCACCUGCGAUCAGACAAGAUUAUUGGCCAGCAAUUUGAAGAGCUGCGCAUUAAGCUGAAACGUAAAAAGCAGCUGACGCGGCUGCAGCAGCUUAUUCUGGGUCAUGCGAGCGUCACCAAGCUCCUGGAGGCGCUCGAGGCUCAAAAGACCAAAAUACCCAUCAAGGAGACAACGGAGAAGGCACUCGAAGAGCUGCUCAUCAAAUAUAAUCUAUUGGAACUUAAUAUAAGCAGCGAAAUGCCACUCGUGGAACUGGCCACAGCGGCUACGGAAGCUUUCGCCAGCUUCUUUGAGCAGGCUGACGCCGUGCCCUUGAGCAGUGACGAGGCGCUCAUCGACUGGGAGGCGCUGAUUGAUGAUGCAAUUGUGGCCGCCAUGGCGUUGUCUACCAUGGGCUAUACGAAGCAAGCGGACAAGGCGUGGCUGCUGUUAAUGCGCAUUAGUCGUCUGCUGGGCGAUAGAUUCAACUAUUUGCGCGCGCUUAGCCACUUUUUGCCGCGCUACACACAGCAUGCGCUGCUCGAGCUGGAGACGGAGGUUUCCUAUGCAGAGCAGCUGCUCGAUGAGCUGUGGCCGCAGCUGCAUGCCCCACACCUGCUGAAACGCCAUCAUACGACGCUGUUGCUCUGCUUGUGUCACUUGGCGUUGUACUACGCGCGUCUCGACUGCAUUUGCCAUGCUCAGCUGCUGCUGCUGCAUGCGGAGCGGCUGCGUGUGGAGUUUGAGGAGCGAGCAGGCAAGUGCGACAUCGUCCAGUUGACCAUACAAACGGUUCGCUUUCGCAUGUGCUAUCAGCAGCGCCAGUGUCGCCUGCUCGGCCGCCUGCCAACGGCGCUGCAACAACUGGAUACCUUGGCUGAGGCUGUGCGCAGCUUCACCAGCAUCUCGUCCAUGGACAACGGUGCUUUGAUCUUGCUGCUCGGCGACAUGGUGCGCGAUACAACGGAAUGCACAGCGAAUCGAUUGAGUGAACGACCCAAUUUCUCGAAUAGUCUGCUGCAGGUGCUGCUCCAGAGCGGUUUGGUGCUGCGUGCUGUCGAGGUGCUCAUCUCCUGGCUGUGGACCAAUUUGCGCAUGGAGUGCCUGGACAAAGCGCACUCCAAGCUGCGUCUGAUCGAACACUUUCUAUGUAUACAGCCGCUGCUCGAGUCGAUGGCCGCGCUGGAACAGCGCAAGCAACUGCUGCCCGCUGCUCCCAUGGAUGCGCAGUCCAAGCACAUGACUGAGCUAGUUGGCAAGAUGUUAACCAUGCAGCUGGAGCAGGUCAGCGUGGAGCCCAUACGAAAGCAGCAACAGUUCAAUGUGUCUUCGCCGCGACAAGAAUUGCAGCCCCGCAGCAAUAGGCUAAAGCUUCAGCGUUUUGUCCUGCUAGACAUGCAACAGUCGCAUCCAAUCUUGCGGUCCAGCGUGCAGCUGCAGUGCAUCUACUUUAUUGUCGGCUGUCUCUAUGCUCGCUUGUGCUUUCUGAAUCGAGAGCACGAAGAGCUGGAUGAUUUCUAUGCGCUGACCAAUCAUUGGUUGAAACAGAAUGCGGCACGCGGCAAUGCCUUGGGACACAUGCUGCUCGUGCUGCACAUGUACCAGGCUAACUAUCUGCGUGCCAAGCAGCGGCAGCAACAGGCCAUUGAGCUGACUGAAACCGCGCUGAAGCUGGCAAGCAGCGAGCAGCUGCAGCAGCGUGUGGACAUCAACUAUCGCUACAAUCUGUUGCUGCAGCUGAGUGCAGCACGCCUCGAACUGCUGCCCGUGCCGCGGCCACAAAACCCUAGGCGUGCGCUGACCUUCAACAUAUCGCCGGAAGAGAAACCGAAGUCGUCGAGCAAGACAGCCCUCAAGUCUAGCAAGAAGCCGGCUAAAUUUGCCAUAUAUACGGAGGAAGUGCACAUAAUUAGUAGUAGCAGCAGCAGCAACAGCAGCAGCGGCGGCGGCGGCAGCUCCAGUGACAUGGGCAGCAGUCCGGAGCGACAGUCUGGCAAGCGUCUGGAUUUGAAUGCCUGCCAGCUUAUUGAGAUCCUGGAUCUGAGCGACAAUGAAACGGAGCAGGUGGCAAAGCUGAAGCCCACCAAAUCUUUACGCAGCACUCGAACGCGUUCGCAGCUGCAGGUGACGGCGCCGCUAAAACGCACUGCAACGGCGCCUGUAACGAGGCGCAAUGUCACGCCGGAGGAGAAGACGCCCAGCACACGUGCACGCACCAGACGCCAGCGGACAACAACGGAACAGCAACCAGCAGCCGAGUCGCUGAGCAGCAGACGUCGCCAAAGGAACUGAUUACGCUUAGCUUAGAUAUAUGCUCUCGACACGUUAGCACAAUUAUUAUUUAUCAGCAACCUUUUCUAUUAUAUAAAUGUUUCACU
This is a messenger RNA of Drosophila hydei, 4363 nucleotides long. Its product is annotated as protein three rows. The record is from RefSeq and is a predicted model, not a curated record. The coding region runs from base 111 to 4277 and encodes 1388 amino acids. The transcript has 5 exons. NCBI's taxonomy places the organism in Eukaryota, Metazoa, Arthropoda, Insecta, Diptera, Drosophilidae.